CUUACCCUGCGCCAUUACCUUGAUGUGAAAAUCAAGAACCAUCGAAGAGCCCUAACCUGGAUUCUGUUGUUGACCCACAGCCUGGCAAUAGAGAGGCUUCAUUGGAGAGAACUUGGAAGACUGAAACUUGAACGUCAGUACCACAAAUGCCGAUUCUGUAGGAUUGCGGUAGAGUCACUGGAACAUGCCAUACUUGAGUGCAAUUCGUCGCAA
Desarmillaria tabescens is the source of this 213-nucleotide messenger RNA. RefSeq lists its product as uncharacterized. The annotation marks the transcript as partial. The transcript has a single exon. Lineage: Eukaryota; Fungi; Basidiomycota; Agaricomycetes; Agaricales; Physalacriaceae. The record is from RefSeq and is a predicted model, not a curated record.